Molecule: messenger RNA, 1060 nt
Organism: Arabidopsis arenosa
Lineage: Eukaryota; Viridiplantae; Streptophyta; Magnoliopsida; Brassicales; Brassicaceae
Source: the annotation of a GenBank genome assembly
CAUAAAAUAAAGAAUAAAAGAUGGCUUCCCAUAGAAAACUGAUAAUGCUUGUGAUACUAUCGUUGCUCAUGAAAGUAGCAUUAUCUCAAAACGGUGUAGUGAUGGCGACGUUAUCAUAAUGCCAGAAGCAAGAGACCGAACCGAGAGGCCUGUGGAUUAUCCGGCUAUAUUUGUCAACAGACGCAGUAACGGUGUGUUACUUGACGAGCCAGAUUCACGGCUUAGUUUAAUUGAAUCUCCGUUGAAUCCAGAAACUGGGUCAAUUGGACGAGGAUCUUUGGUUGGAACAGGCGGGAUUGUGAGAGGCAAUUUCAGUUCAUGGAGGCCUGGUAAUGGCAGAGGUGGUCACAGUCCAUUUAGAUUGGCACAGGGAAGAGAGAAUAAUAUGCCCAUGGUACCUGCUAGGCGUGGAAGAGGUCGUAGUUCGUUGCCUUCAUGGUAUCCAAGAACACCUCUACGUGAUAUAACUCAUAUUAUGCGGGCUAUUGACAGAAGAAGAGGAGCUGGGAUGGGAGGAGACGAUGGCCGAGAUAUUGAGAUCCCAACUCAUCAACAAGUUGGUGUUCUUGAAUCUCCAGUACCACUGUCAGGAGAACAUAAAUGCUCAAUUGUGACUCCUGGUCCAUCUGUGGGAUUCAAGCGUAGUUGCCCACCAUCAACUGCUAAAGUCCAUAAGAUGUUGCUUGACAUCACGAAAGAGAUAGCUGAGGAAGAAGCAGGCUUCAUCACACCCGAGAAGAAGCUACUCAAUUCUAUUGACAAAGUUGAGAAAAUUGUGAUGGCCGAAAUCCAGAAAUUGAAGAGCACUCCUCAUGCUAAAAGGGAAGAGCGGGAGAAGAGAGUACGGACGUUAAUGUCAAUGCGAUGAUCCACAUUUAGGAGGAGAGACCAGAGAGGUAUCUGCUUAAAGGUGCCUGCACAGUGAGUACAUCAUCUUCUUAUGAUAUCACAGAUGGAUCUAUAGGUCAUCCUCUGAUGACAUAUCUUCACAAGUUCGGUGAUUUCUUAGACUUGUAUCAUUUUCUGAUGAUUUUACUAGAAGCGUCAAUCAUCUUUUGAC